CGAGGCAGGCUUUUCCACACGAGGAACUACAGUUCCCAGCGCACCCCGCGAUACGUCCCUCUGACGUCAAGCGUCGUAUGUUUACGUCCUAUCCAGGAGCAGGCCGCUCUUGUAGCAUCUGGCCUGCUGUGUUUCACCGGCAUCUUGUACCGUCUAUCUUAUUUAAAUCACCGGAACAUCACAUUCGGUCCAAACUCGGAGGUGUGGCGUUUGUUAUUUCCUGCCCCACGGUGCUUUCUGGACUACCUAUUAAUUUCAAGCCGUGGGUGACUUAUGUAUGAGGUGCACCAGCACCCCCGAACGCUCGUGGGUGACCCCCAAUGACGUAAGGGAGACCACACCCAUGACAACGCGACACUCGGCUUGUCACGUGACUCGACGCCCCCCUCCCGCCCUCAUCUGAGCGACGAAGGAGAGAGGGACACGUCCACCUCUCUGUGACGCUAUAAGCGUAUCCUUUCCGUGAUUGGUUGGCUAUGUCCAUUAUUCCCCUCGCGAUUGGGCUGCCUUACUCGGUCAUUGGCAGGAAAACCCUCCCGAUUGGUUCAUUUUACGGGUUGCUCCUCCAGUGAUUGGUUGAAGCGGAGGAGCUCUUUUCAAUUGGUGAAGACUUCCCGUCAAUCUUCUAACGAUUGCCCCUCCCCAUGGGUCAGAAGAAGGAAACCAUCCCAACUGGCCGCCUAGGGGCGUGAAUCACAUUCAGACUACAUUUCCCAGCAAGGAUUGUAUUACCUUUGUCAGGCAAGCAAAUCACGACAAAGACUGCUCUACAAUUUCCACCUGCCUCGAGGUGCGGCGGGUAUUGUAGUCCUUUGGUAUGGCCGGAGGCAAGGAGGAUCAGAAAAUGAACUACAAUUCCCAGCAUGCCCUAGUGUUCAGAGCCGUGCGCGGCAGGGGUGGACGGGAUUGUAGUCGGUGUAAGGAAGUAUAUGGACUACAAGUCCCGGUGUGCCCCGGGAGGCGGCUCUAGGAUGGCGGAGCAGCGGGGCCGGGAUCACCGGGAGGCAGCGGUGGGCUGGGAGCGGCUACUGGGUGAGCCCGGAGCCCGGCGCUUAGCCGCCUUGCACGCCCUCCGCCGCCGCAAGCCGCUGAAGGAGGCGGGCGGCGCCGAGCGGUUCCGGCGGUCGGGCGGCUUACGGGCCCUACUGAGGCUGCUAAGGGACGUCGGAGGAACCCGGACCGGGGCGAAGGAACUGGACCUUGGCCUCAGUGUACUGGCAAACUACUGUACCGAAGAGUGGGCCCGUAGGGAGGUCCAGAGGCUUGGAGGAAUCCCGACACUCGUGGACAUCCUGAAGACCACCACGUCACACAGUGUUCAAAACCGGAUUGCCCGUGCACUGGGAAAUCUAGCCAUCGAGGCAGAGAACUCCGUCAUCAUUCACCAGUCAGGUGCAGUUCCCCUCCUUGUCUGCCUGCUCUCGUCGUGUGAGGAUGCGGGCUGCCUGCAGAGCACGGUUCGGGCUGUACGCCUGCUGUCUGACACGCCCUCCCACCGCCGCUGGCUGACCACCCAGGGCUGCCUGCCCCCUCUGCUUCCCCUGCUCUCGCGCCCCGAGGAGGGGCUGUUGUCGGCCACCUGCCGGGCUCUCUCGGCCCUGGGCCGGGGUCUCCCGGCUCCCCUGGCCUCUCGCCUCUGCGGGGCAGGGGCUCCCGAGCUGCUGGCUCCCCUCUGCUCCCACCCUUCCACUCGUGUCCGGCAGGGCGCCCUCUUGGCCCUGGCCAGUCUCUGUGGCCACGCCUGCGUCCGUCCGGCGCUGGGCCGAGCCGGCGGGGUCCGACUCCUGACGAGUGUCCUGCGCGCCGAGCCCUCCUCUCCCGCGGCUCCCUCCCACCUACGGGCUCUGUGUCUCCUGUGCCGGGAGGCUGUGAACCGGGCCAGGGUGAGGAGGGAGGGUGGCCUGGGGCUGUUGCUCUCGUUCCUGCGCCUUCCCGUGCACGCCGCCAGCCAUCCCCGCAUCGUGGGCGCGUUCCUCGCCUUCUUCUACGAUCAGCAGGCCCUGGAGGAGCUGGCGGCCGGAGGGCUGGUCCCCCUCCUGGUGGAGAGGCUGCACUGGGCCAGGGGGGAGGCAGGAGGCGUGGCGGCUGCAGAGGACGAUGAGGUGGAGGGCGACUCCUUCGACUUCCCGUCGGAAGGGAGCUUGGGGGAGGAGGAGGAUGAUGAGGAGCGGAAGAGGGAAGGUUCCAGCAGCUUCCUCAGCCUAAGGUCCUGGCUGGUGUCCGAGGGCUACAUCGAGGGCCCCUCUGACCUCUCGCCUGCUCCUGCGACUGAGCCUGACCCCUUUCCCCCUCCCCCUCUCCCCCUCUCCCCACCUCAUACUGAGGAUGAAUGCUCGACUCCUCACCUCGUCUGCACCCCUCCCCCUUCACCGGAGACUCCGGCCCUCCUCCUGUUAUCACGUUACUCGCAGGCUGAGGAGCCACCUCCGGGCCUGCUGGCGGAGGGCAGCUUGCGAAGGCUGCUGGAGUACUUGGGGUUGGGCCGGCUGGGGGCUCCUCGCUGUUUCCGCCUCCUCUCUCGCCUGUUCUGCAACCCCAACUGCCUGGAGCCCCUGAUCCGGUCCCGGGCUCCACUCCUGGUCCGGGCCCACCUGAUCCGUGGGCUGCGCCUCGAGGACCUGCGGCCUGUGAGGGAGGAACGAGGAGGAGGGGCGUGCCGCUGGCUCAGACAACUUGGAGAGGUGCUGCUACAGAACCUGGGGGCCCAGGCGGAGUCUGCGUUCGGGGUCGGCACCCUGGCCCACCUGCUACUGUCUGGGACAGAGCCAGAUCGUGUGUCGUGCGCCAUAGCCCUCCCACUCCUCUGCAGGAACGACAGUGUACGUCGCCGGCUGCUUUUGGAUCACAAGGGGCUGAGGUUGCUCCUGGGGGCACUUGGUGGGGGUGGGAGUGACGGUGACAACACAGACCCCCUCACUGCCUUCGGGGCGGCCGAGGCAGUGGCUGAACUGGCUGGAACUCCCGAGCCCAGGGAUGGGGGCAGGGGCUGGGAGUCCGAGAGCGAGGUGGGAAGGGGGGAGUGGUGGGCGCCUGCAGAGCGGGUAGGAGAGGACAAGGGGGGAGAGCCGGAAGAGGGGAUGGAGAGUGAGGAGGGAGCAGCAGAUGAGGGGAUGGAGGAAGAACUGGAGAGGGUGGCCCGUCCUCUCUGCUGUCCCUACCAGGAGGCACUCUCUGAAUCAGAGGGUGGAGAGGGGGACGUGUUCUUCAUAUUGGACUGUGGUGCCAAGCUGGGGGCACUGAGGGCUAUGGUUUGCUCCCCGCCCUCCCCCACCCCCUCUUCACCCCCUUCUGCUCCCGGCUUCUUCCCUGCCCUCCUCUCAGGUCCCUUCCUGGAGUCCUCACUGAGGGAGGUGCACCUGGGGGAGCUGGACCCCCCCACCUGUCUUCUGCUCCUGCACCACCUCCAUGGGUGCCAGCCCCCCUCUUGCCCUUCCCUCUGGCCUCCUGCCCCUCGCCCCAGGCAGCCCUUGACUUGCUCCCCUCUGGGCCGCUCCCUGGUGGCAGCAUCCCGCUACCUGCUGCUGGGGCUGGCCGGGGGGCUGGGAGCACGGGCCCUGGCCCUCCUCCCCUCCAUCCGCCUCCCGGAGCUUCAUGGGCUGGCCCGGCGCCUGGCCCUGCCCCAGCUCGCCCUCCUUGCCCUCCGUCGCAUGCUGAGGGCCCCUUUGGAGCCCGUCCGCCGGCCAGAGAUGUGGGUCGCACUCCUGGGGGCGGAGGGGGAGAGUGAGAGGGAAGAAGUUCUGGGAUGUCUGCACGGGAUCCUGGCUGAGUUUCUGUAGUGAUGGACAGAGGGAGGGAGAGGAAGGAGGGGUGACAGUGAAAGGUGAGAGGGAGAGGUUCUGGGGGUGUCUGCUUGGGAACCUGUUUGAGUGAAGGACACACGUUGGAAGGAGGGGGAAAGAGUGGAGAGAGGAGGAGCUGGACGAUCUCCACAGGAUACCUCCCUUCCUCUCGAACUCAUACCCCAUCCCUUCCCCCACUAGGGCACAAUCUCAUUCCUCCUUCCUCUGUCCUGAAUCUCCCUCUGGGAAGAGGGAGAGAGUGAUGGAGGAAGCUGGCAGAGGUUGGGGUUUGGGCAAAGGCCAGUAUAAUCCCACGAGUCUGGGAUUUCAUUAUGUGGAUGAAUAUUCCCGAUGAAUGUAAAUAUUUCGCUGUACAGACGCACUUUCAUUUCGGGGGAUUAUGUAUAGUAGUUCUGUUGACAAUAGCAAAUAAAACAGUUCUUGUUCCAA
This is a messenger RNA of Hypanus sabinus (Atlantic stingray), 4229 nucleotides long. RefSeq names its product armadillo repeat containing 5 (gene armc5). The record is from RefSeq and is a predicted model, not a curated record. The coding region runs from base 930 to 3776 and encodes 948 amino acids. Gene Ontology annotation, biological process: anatomical structure morphogenesis. NCBI's taxonomy places the organism in Eukaryota, Metazoa, Chordata, Chondrichthyes, Myliobatiformes, Dasyatidae. Gene Ontology annotation, cellular component: cytosol. Gene Ontology annotation, molecular function: protein binding. The transcript is spliced from 7 exons.